Amaranthus tricolor (Joseph's coat) is the source of this 2908-nucleotide messenger RNA. Its product is annotated as zinc finger BED domain-containing protein RICESLEEPER 2-like. Gene Ontology annotation, molecular function: DNA binding. Bases 1361 to 2203 code for a protein of 280 amino acids. The record is from RefSeq and is a predicted model, not a curated record. Lineage: Eukaryota; Viridiplantae; Streptophyta; Magnoliopsida; Caryophyllales; Amaranthaceae. The transcript is spliced from 3 exons.
AUUUUUUUUUUCAAUUUAUUUAAUAAUCUCAAUAAAAGUAAAAGUCUUCAAUUUAUUAUUCCCGUUGUUUAAAAUCAUAACAUUGGAAAGUGCAAAUCCAGUUUCAUUUUCUCCAACAAAGACAAAACUAGCCGUUACACCCUCCAUUUUAUCUCCCCACCACCAUUACUCUACUCUAGUCUCUAUCUGUUGGAAGUUUCAUUCUCAGCUAUCUUUCUCUCUGUAGAUAUCUCCCUUUCUCUCUCUGUCUCUGUGCACCUUUAAUUUUAAGCAGUAUCAGGAUUAGGGUUUGUCAAUGGCGAAUUUAGCUUCUCCGCAGAACCCGAUUAGUCCCAAUUCAGAUAAGCGUUUCUGGAACACUUUACAUAAAAGGGUUGAAUCGAUUCUUGAAACUCGAAAAACUGAUCUAUCAUGUUCGAUUUCCUCUACGAAUUGUGGAGGACUGAAUCCUAGAGGUAAGAAAUUGAAGGAGGAUUCUAUGCUUUUGAUCAGAGGUUUUGAUUCAGUUGCUUCUUCAUUAUCUACGCUUACAGCCAAUCUGGAAAAUGCCCUUCAGAUAUCAAACCCAGAAAUUGAUACUGCUGGAACAGAGACCUCAACGGCCUCUAAAGCAACCAUUGGCACUGUUCGAAAGCGGAUGAAGGAUCGUUCCGGCGUAUGGGAUCACUUCUUAAAGAUUGAAACAGAAUCUGGACUGCAAGCUAAAUGCAAAUAGUGUGCAAUUCAAUACAAAUACAAUAUUAAGAGGAAUGGAACAAGCACUUUGUGGGCACACAUUUCAAAGUGUCGUAAGUAUCCUUACAAUGUUCCUAAAGACUCUAAGUCUAAACAAAGUUUGCUUUCAUUUCAAGUUGCUAAAGAAACUUGGGGUGCUUCUAGUGGCUUAAUUGUUCAUAAGUUUGAUGCAGGAAAGCUUAGAAAAGGUUUGUCAUAUAUGAUAAUUGUUGAUGAGUUGCCUUUUAAGUUUGUUGAAGGCCAAGGAUUUAAGUAUUUUUGUAGUCUAAUGGAGCCUAGGUUUCAUGUACCAUCUAGGAUUACUGUAGCAAAAGAUUGUUAUGAAACAUACUUAACUGAAAAAAGAAAGUUAAAAUCAUUUUUAAAGAGUUGUAACUGUAGAGUAUCUUUAACCACUGCUUCAUGGACUUCUGUGCAACAUACUAAUUAUAUGGUCUUAACUGCUCAUUUCAUAGAUAAUGAUUGGAAAUUACAAAAAAAAAUAUUGAACUUUAUUCCUGUCUCUAGUCAUAAGGGUGAUGAAAUUGGUAAGGAAAUUGAGAAAUGUUUAAUUGAAUGAUAUCUUGAGAAAAUUUUUUGCAUAACUGUUGACAAUACUAGUUCAAAUGACGUGGCUUUAGGGUAUAUGCAGAAAAAAAUCAAUGCUUGGAAAACUGGAAUUAUUAAGUGUCGUUUUCUUCAUAUGCGUUGUGUUGCUCAUAUCAUAAAUUUGGUUGUUAGUGAUGGAAUGAAACACGUGGAUAAUUUUGUUGUGCGUGUUAGGCAAGCAGUGAGGUUUAUCAAACAAUCUCCUGCAAGGUUGUUAAAGUUUAAAAAGUGUAUUGUAGCUGCUAAGAUUAUAACUAAAAAGUUGUUAUGUCUUGAUGUUUGUACAAGGUGGAAUUCCACCUAUCUCAUGUUAGAGGCUGCACUUGUUCUUGAGGAUGUAUUUGAGAGGUAUUGUGAAGAAGACCCCUAUUAUGCUAGUGAGUUAAAGGAUAGAGAGGGAAAGGGUAAACCUGAAAUUGCUGAUUGGGAUAAUGUUAAAAGGUUUUGUCAGUUUCUAGAAAGCUUUUACGAUCUUACUUUGCGUGUUUCUGGCUCUUUAUAUGUGACUGCAAACAUAUUUUUUCACGAACUUGUGAAUAUUUCUACUCUUUUGAAAGAUUUAAUUGAUUCUGAUGAUAUAGCAAUGUCUCUAAUGGCUAGCGUAAUGAAGGAUAAGUAUGAUAAAUAUUGGGGUGAUCCUGAAAAAAUUAAUUUGUUGAUUUUUGUUGCUGUGGUACUUGAUCCCCGUUAUAAACUUGAGUAUGUUGAGUGGAUGUUAGUUGAGGUUUAUGGUUCAAGUGUUGGGAAUUCACUUGCAAAAAAGGUGAAGGAAGUUUUGUUUCUUUUAUUUGAGGAGUAUAGAGCUUCACACUCUAAUGAUGUUCAAAAAGAAGAAAUUUCAGCUACUAGUAAAGAUGAUAAUGCUUGUGUUGCCUCAUAAAAAAAAAUUGAGAUAUUGAAAAACAAGUGGAAGAAACAGAAAUAUGAGAAAGAGGGUGAAUUGAAACUUGAGUUGGAGAAAUAUUUAGAUGAAGAUACCGAAGAAGAUUGUGAGAACUUUGAUAUUUUAGGUUGGUGGAAGUUUAAUUGUAGUAGGUUUCCUAUUACGGGAAAGAUAGCACGUGAUGUACUAGCGGUCCUCGUAUCUACUGUGGCAUCGGAGAGUGCAUUUAGCACAAGUGGGAGGGUUCUUGAUGUGUUUAGGAGUUCCCUUGCUCCUACGACGGUUCAAAGUCUUGUUUGUUCUCAAGAUUGGUUACGUUCAUCUCCUAUCCCGGUGUUUUUCGAAGAACACAUGGAAGAAGUAGAGCACAUUGAAGAAGGUAAAUUUUAGUUUCAAUAUAUCACAUAUAAAUUGUAAUUGUUUGUUUUUCAUAACUUGUAGAGUUGAUGAAGAUGUCAAUUGUUGAUGAAAAGGAUGGGAUGAUUCCAGAGACAGUUGAAAUUGAUGAUUAAUGCAUAUGAUAUGAUGGCUUUGUUAGUUUGUUUAGUGAUUUGGAAGGCUUUUUUUUGUAGUUUACAAGACUUUGUUUAUUAUUUUGCAAGAUUUGUUAUUUUGAAUGACUUUGUAAGACAUUAUUUCUAUUAUUAUUAAUCUUGUAUGAUUUGCUAUUGUCUUAACUAUUGUAAUUGUAGUUUAAAUAGU